UGAGGGCGUGACGAAAAGCGGAGCGUCAGUUGAAGAUGGCGGCGCGGAGUGUUGCACUGUUGAGGCGGCUGGGGAGCUGCCAUUGCAGGUCUGCGGCCGGGGUGCAGGCCUUGGUUCCCCGCCGGGCCGUCGGACACUCUCCUCGCGAUGAGGCUGCAUCCACCACCCUAGUCCAGGAGCCCCCCCUCGGUGUCGGGCAUGGAGACGCUCCGCAUCGCGAGGUCAACCUGUAUGAUAAGAACCCGGAUUACCACGGUUUUAGCGCGGACCCAGCGGUGGACGUGUGGAACAUGAGGCUGGCGUUCUUCUGCGGCAUCUCCGUGGCCAUCGUCAUAGGCUCGGCGUUUGUUCACUACCUGCCGGACCGAGGGAUGCGGCAGUGGGCCCGGAGGGAGGCCGAGCGGCAGCUGAAGCAGAGAGAAGCCGAGGGGCUCCCGGCCAUCAGCAUGAACUACUUCAACCCCGACAAGAUCAUCCUCCCUCCCGAGGGCGAGGAGUGAGGGGCCAGUCCAGCCCCGAGUGUCUGACUGCUGAUAAUAAAGUAUUGAAUUACCUCAG
Molecule: messenger RNA, 558 nt
Organism: Hypanus sabinus (Atlantic stingray)
Lineage: Eukaryota; Metazoa; Chordata; Chondrichthyes; Myliobatiformes; Dasyatidae
Gene: ndufb11
Product: NADH:ubiquinone oxidoreductase subunit B11
Exons: 3
Coding region: 36-500 (154 amino acids)
Source: RefSeq, a predicted model, not a curated record